This is a messenger RNA of Neurospora crassa OR74A, 3213 nucleotides long. Its product is annotated as pH-response regulator protein palA/rim-20. Gene Ontology annotation, cellular component: endosome. Gene Ontology annotation, molecular function: protein binding. The coding region runs from base 82 to 2646 and encodes 854 amino acids. The transcript is spliced from 2 exons. NCBI's taxonomy places the organism in Eukaryota, Fungi, Ascomycota, Sordariomycetes, Sordariales, Sordariaceae. The record is from RefSeq and is a predicted model, not a curated record.
CACGACUGGAUCGCCAAAACACACAAAAGCUAAGUCAACAAACAACACAUCCGGCAAUAGGUACACGCGCCCGCCGGCCAGAUGACAACCACCCACGUGCUGUCGCUUCCCUUCCGGAAGUCGACCCAGCUGUCACUGUCGCGCGCCAUCCAGCAGUACAUUUCCGCCAAAUACGACCAGCACCCGGACAUGUUCCGCCAUGACCUCGACACCAUCGAUGCUCUGCGCCGCGACGCCAUCAACGUCCGCGAAGCCCACCCGAGCGGCAUCAGGAAGCUCCAGAUGUACGCCGCCCAGCUCGUGUGGAUUGGCGGCAAGUUCCCUAUUGAUGUCGGCGCCGACUUCACCUGGUACCCGGCUCUGGGCUACCACACCGAACACCCGCUCGUCCAGAACAACCUCAAGUACGAGCUGAUGAACGUCCUCUACAACCUCGCCGCCCUCUACUCCCAGCUGGCUGUGGCUUCCAACCGCAACAGCACCGAAGGCCUCAAGACCGCUGCCAGCUGGUUCUCCCACUCCGCCGGCGUCCUCACCCACAUCAAGACCCAGGUCCUGCCCGAGCUGCGCAUGCCUAGCCCGCCCGACGACAUGGACGAAACCACCCUCGAGUCCCUCAUACAGCUCUUUCUCGCCGAGGCCCAAGAGUGCUACUGGCAGAAAGCCGUCAUGGACGGGUAUAAAGACGCCUCCAUCGCCAAGCUAGCCGCCCGUGUGUCCGACCUCUACAACGAAGCCGGCGAGGCCGCCAUGCGCAGCGAGGCCAUCAGCUCGGCCUGGAUCCACCACAUGAGCGCCAAACACCACCACUUCGCCGCCGCCGCCCAGUUCCGCGCUGCCAGCGAUUGUCUCGAACGCAAGAAAUACGGCGAAGAGAUCGCCCGGUUGCGGGACGCCGUCGCCUGCGUCAACGAAGGACUCAAAGAAACCCGGGGCGGUUACCUCAGCAAAGCCGUCGUCGAAGACCUGCAGGGCCUCAAGCGUCGCCUGGAAGAGGACCUCAAGCGCGCCGAGAUCGACAACGACCGCGUCUACCUGCACAUCGUGCCGCCCAAGACUGAGCUCAAGCGUCUCGACCGCGCCAACAUGGCUGUCGCCCGUGUGCCUCCCCAGGUGGCCAAGCCGUACGAGUUUCUGGGCGACCCCAGCGCCGAAUUCGGGCCGGCCUUGUUCACCAAGCUCGUCCCCUUUGCCGUACACGUGGCCGUUUCCAUAUACGAAGAGCGUCGCGACAGGCUGGUCAACAACUCCAUCAUCUCCGAGCUCGAGUCCAUGACAUCCCAACUUCACGAAAUCCUUUCCUCUCUCAACCUCCCCGGUUCCUUGCAAGCCCUCGAAAAGCCGCUCGGCCUUCCCGGCACCUUGGUCCAGCACGCCGACGAGAUACGCCAAGCCGACGCCCUCUACCGCCUGCAGCAAGGCUUGACGGACAUUGACAAGCUCUGCUCUUCGGACCUAGCCAUCUUCGAAGAAGGCCGGUCCCUCCUUCUCGCCGAAGAGGAGGAAGACUCCCGUCUCCGCCUAAAGUACGGUACCGAACGGUGGAACCGCCCGCAAUCUCGCCAGGAUCCGUCCCCCAACGGCGGGACUAAACUGUGGCGACAGGCCCAAGAUAUCGAAGGUUACUUUGGCUCUUCGACAGCCUCGGACCAAGUAGUCCGCGAGAAGUUCAACGCCGUGAGGGACACGCUCACCAUUCUUGCUGGGUCGGACCGAUCAAUCAUGGAUUUCAUCCCCAACUCGCGACGGACCGACAUCCCCGAGAGCUUGAAGCCGGCCCUAGGAAGGCUACGAAGCGCUUACAACGACGUGCAGCGUCUAGAGUCCCGCCGACGCAAGCGCGUCGAAUCUUUGCGCGCUCGGUCUCGUGCAGAUGACAUCAAGCCUGACAUCCUCGUCGAAGCCGCUCGCUUAGAACGCGCGUACCCAACCACCGCCAUCGCAACCGCCCACUUUGAGGACUUCUUCGAGAAACGCCUCGACCGCCUAUACGAAUCAGAGCUGGAGGCCGUGGAAAGGGAUAAGCAGGAGCAGGAGAAGAUUGUACAGGAGGUGAAGAGGGCGAACAAGGAGUUUGAAGCACAAAAGAGGCAGGUCGAUAGAGCCGGAGGAGGGAAUCGAGAGAGAGAAGAGGCGCUCCAGAAGCUGGAUGCGGCCUAUUACAAGUACAAGGAGAUUGUGAGCAAUGUGGAGGUCGGGAGGAAGUUCUAUAACGAUCUGAGCCAGAUUGUAGAACAGUGGAGGGGGUUGGUCAGGGGGUGGGUGAGCGAACGGAGGAGGGAUGCGAGGAGUCUUGAAGAGGAAAUCAACAUGCCCCCUCUGUCCUCCCUCAACAUGCAUCAAUCAUCUUUUUCGUAUCAACAACAGCAACAUCACCAACAACCACCACCGCCACCACCACAGAUUCCUUUCCCUGAACCCAUCCAACCUCAUCAGCCAAUAGUCGAACAAGCGCACAUCCAAAGCUGGGCCGACAACGUGCCACAACAACAGCCAAAGCCAGUAGCUCCUGGGGCGUGGGCACCAAACAUGGGGAUAAAAUUCGGAUCCCCUGUGGCCCAGGGCCAGCAGCAUCAACAAGAGCAGGGCCAACCAGGACCGGUAAACGCUACAUGGGAUCCGUCUCAGGGGAUCCGGUUUGGGUAGCCGGUAGUGGUGUGCUGAGGUGAAUUUACCUGGGCGGGCGGGACAGAAAAUAGACUACCCAAAGUCCUUACCGUCCGCGACUGGAGUGUAUGUUUUGGAACAUCAUUCGAUGGAUUUCGCAGAUUUAGUAGAGGCAUAGCAUAGCGGGAUUGGAAUUCACUCUAUCUUUACACGGAGGGCAAAAUGGAAGCUUGACCUUGGUACUUGGCAUAAAUGUCCGGCUCCCUUUUUCUUAUGGUUCCCUUAAGUUGUGUAUCAGGUCCACCUCAGAGUUAGAGCCUGGAAGGCGGAUUUCACCAUACGCAGGCGACCGGAGCCAGGCUGAAGACCCGCACUCCUUCUUGAUCCCCUUCUCGACCAGGCAUGUAGCCAGAGCUAUCGCCGUUGCUGACAUGGAGAAUUCGGACAUCUUGGGUUGUGCACCUUCAACCGACAUAACCCAUAGAGACGGGAAAUAAAUGGUUCUUGGCUUCACCACUUGCACAACACCAGCCGUUCUUCCCCACUGAUGCAUCAUGUUGGAUUUGGACUUGCUUCAGCUUUCGCAAACUUCUGUGGAGCCAUACC